Hemibagrus wyckioides is the source of this 2164-nucleotide messenger RNA. RefSeq names its product TAF12 RNA polymerase II, TATA box binding protein (TBP)-associated factor (gene taf12). The transcript has 6 exons. Bases 220 to 708 code for a protein of 162 amino acids. Gene Ontology annotation, biological process: DNA-templated transcription initiation; RNA polymerase II preinitiation complex assembly. The record is from RefSeq and is a predicted model, not a curated record. Lineage: Eukaryota; Metazoa; Chordata; Actinopteri; Siluriformes; Bagridae. Gene Ontology annotation, cellular component: transcription factor TFIID complex; SAGA complex; SLIK (SAGA-like) complex. Gene Ontology annotation, molecular function: TBP-class protein binding; protein heterodimerization activity; DNA binding.
CGCUCGUCAGACUUGUUACUGUGUUUAACAUCGCCUUGGUUAGCUGCACGGAUAAUGGAGGUGCUCUACAUUUGCUAGACCUUAUUCUUAACCAUUUAAUAGUACACUUUUUUUUCUUUUUUUUUUACAGAAGAUGGAGAAAUAAUCCCACGCAUUUAAAUAUAAGUUGAACACUGCCUUACAGGUGGCUCCUGACUGAUAGCCUUUCCAGAUCAUAGCAUGAAUCAAUAUCAGCAGCAGCCUGGCCGAUCCAACCUAUACAGUGCCGUGAAAACUGAGAGCUCGCCAACUCCGCCCCUCACCACCGGCAUGGCCAAUAGCACCGCUGUUCCUGGGAAAGGCCUGGGAACCCCUGGGCCUGCUGGGAGAGUGAGUCCUGAAGGAACUCAGGUGCUCAGUAAGAAGAAGCUGCAGGACCUUGUGCGGGAAAUUGACCCCAAUGAGCAGCUUGAUGAAGAUGUCGAGGAGAUGUUGCUUCAAGUUGCUGAUGAUUUUAUAGAGAGUGUCGUGACUGCAGCCUGUCAGCUCGCCCGUCACCGCAAGUCUAACACUCUAGAAGUAAAGGAUGUGCAGUUGCACCUUGAGCGUCAGUGGAACAUGUGGAUCCCUGGCUUUGGCUCAGAUGAAAUCCGACCGUACAAAAAAGCAUGCACUACAGAAGCACACAAACAGAGAAUGGCAUUGAUCCGCAAGACGACCAAAAAAUAGGAAGAAUGCAGAAGACUGACGUUUUUCUUGCUCUUUUUAUUUUGCUCUCUGGGUUUUGGCAACUGAGGAGAUUUUUCUUUUCUUUUCUUUUUUCUUUUUGGAAAAGCAGACUGAUGGAUGCACUGUUAACAUCACCGUUAUCAGCUGCUUCUAAUAUUUUACCUUUACAGAUCUCAAUCAUUUGCCCAAACUGUUUAAAAUGUAAUUUGUGUUCUGUUCUUGCUAUGAUUUAUAAUAAUAGACUGUACUGUUAUAGGCCUAAAUUCUAUAACAGAUCUCAGAUGCUGCAGAAAAAAAAAACAUCAGCUCACUGUGGCCAUUUUUUUUAAAAUAGCUAACAUGAAGUUGUGUAGAAAGUGUAUUUUGCUGCAUAUUCAUCAUUACACACUUCUAUAUUUCUCAUUUCUGGAGAUCAGCGUCUUUUCUUGGGCGAAUUAUUGCAUUUUUCAUAGAGUUGAUUACUUCCUGUAGUUGUAAGGAAUAAACUUUUGGGCACAGGGUGAGUUGUUAUGGCUGCCGCCCUGAUUCACUAAUGUAAUGUGUAGGAUGUGUCCACAGGUCAUUAUUAAUUCAAGUUAGAGAAGAUUUGGACAAUAUUUAUAAAGGAAAUAUACGUUUGUUGCAUAAGAAAAAGAAGUGUACACAGUUGACUUUCUUCAAGUCUGCUUUGACUGACAUGUUUUUGACUGGGGAGGGGGGGGGGGGAUAUUUUAUUUUUUUUCUUUUUGCAAUGGCUUAUCCACCCUUUUAAUGGCUCACUCAAAGUAUGUCAAAUUAAGGUGCUAUUAUUUGCUUCUACAGUAGACACUGAUAAUGUUGUAAUCUUUUGGACAUGUCGGUUGCAUAGCAAGUUAAUUUUCCAUCCAAAAUUGCUAUUUGGUUCUAUCUAACUUGGCUAGGUUUUCAUCGUCACUGUAGUUAAUAAUAAAUCUGACAUUUUGUUUGCGUGGGCAAGUGAAUGUUAAUAUGCAUUUCUGUUUUAUAGCUUGCAGAAAUGCUUAUUAUUCGAUUGAUGGUAGUUGUGCUUGUCAUGGUGGUGUAUUGAGGCUUUCUGUAUUGGAGCUGUAUUAUGUUCCAUCGGGGACUUCAUAAUAUGCAGUACUUUUCUUAGUACUUAAGUAACAUUGGUCUUUUGCAGAUUUUUAUUUUUCUUUUUUUGCGCAUUAUAUUAAGUGUUUGACACGUUUGAUUUGCUUUGUUGAGGUCACACAUGGCAUGUGUUUAUUGCAGUGUUUGUAGUGUGUAGUCCUGAUGUAGGAUUUGUUUCACAGUACUGCAGUCAUAGUGUAGCCAACAUAACCACACAGAUGUCAGAAGGCUUAUGUUCAUGGGGUUGGGUUUUUGUUUUUUUUGUGGGGUUUGUAAAAAAAAAAAUUUUGGACGAGUAUCACGGUUCUUUAUAAGCUUGUCAUUUUCUUUUUUUUUCCCCCAAAAUAAAAUGAUUUGAUUAUCUACA